AUGUCCUUGGAGCGCUACGUAGCUAUUUGCUUCCCAUUGAGACAUAAAGAGAUAUGCACAAUAUGGAGGUGUAAUAUAGCCAUCAUGUUGACUUGGGCCAUUGCAGCAUUCCCUGUACUCAUUGAGCUCCUUAUUUUGUGGUUCCUCAUAGACAACCGUUAUUUGUCUCUGCAGACGGUGUGUGUAUGGAAUUUUCUGCAAAUAUACAAGGUGCAAAGUACAAUCAGGUUCCUGAGUUUCUCCCUCAGUUUCAUCAUGGUGGGCCUCACUAUUAUCUACACCUAUAUCAGAGUUAUGUUAGUUGCUAAAAAGAUUGGGUCAUCAAAAUCUUCUGCCACCAAGGCGGCCAAAACAGUCCUGCUCCACGCAUUUCAGCUCCUCUUAUGCCUGUGCUCGUACAGUAGCGCAUUCACAGAGACGCUCUACAAAAACCAAUACAUGAACAUCGCCGUCAUCAACUUCUUUCUGUUUAGCUGCUUGCCACAGUACAUCAGUCCCCUCAUUUAUGGGAUAAGAGAUGAAGUAAUCCGCAAACGCAUAAGAAAACUGUUCUGCUCGACUUAG
This is a messenger RNA of Bufo bufo (common toad), 564 nucleotides long. RefSeq names its product odorant receptor 131-2-like. NCBI's taxonomy places the organism in Eukaryota, Metazoa, Chordata, Amphibia, Anura, Bufonidae. Gene Ontology annotation, molecular function: G protein-coupled receptor activity. Gene Ontology annotation, cellular component: membrane. The transcript has a single exon. Gene Ontology annotation, biological process: G protein-coupled receptor signaling pathway. Bases 1 to 564 code for a protein of 187 amino acids. The record is from RefSeq and is a predicted model, not a curated record.